GACCCACAGGAUCUCUGUCCCCUGCUCCUGGCCUGCGUCUUUCCUUCACUGCCUGCGCGCUGCGCGUGCGGAGGGCGCGCGGGUUCCGGGGCGCCAGGCGCGCAGCCUAGGGCUCGGCUCCGCAGCCUCUCCGGAGCGACGAUGGUGGCGCAGCGGGUGCUUCUUCUAGUCGUAUAUUUACUGCCUGCGCUCCUGCUCUCAGAGGCCGCCAAAAUCCUGACUAUAUCCUCACUGGGUGGAAGCCAUAGUCUACUAAUGCACCGGGUGUCUCAGAUUCUUCAGGAUCAUGGUCAUAACGUCACUAUGCUUUCUAAUAGAGGAAGAAGUCUAGCCUCAGAUUUAGAAAAGGAGGAACACUCAUUCCAGGUUAUCAGUUGGCAUUCACCUGGAGAUCUUGAAAAUGAAAUAAGGAAACGUCUGGAUUUGUUUGUGACAGAAGCUUUGCACAACAGAAAAAAAUCCAAACACUUUGUAAAUUUAAUGGAAAUACUUGGGACUCGAUGCAGUUAUUUGCUAAGGAGACGUGAUAUCAUGGAUUCCUUAAAGAAUGAGAACUUCGACCUGAUAGUUGUUGAUGCCUUUGACUUCUGUUCAUUUCUAAUUGCUGAGAAACUCGGGAAGCUGUUUGUGUCCAUUCUUUCCACAUUAGUUAGCAGACUGGACUUUGGCCUGCCAAGCCCCUUGUCUUAUGUUCCAGUAUUCCAGUCUUUCCUAACUGACCAUAUGGACUUCUGGGGUAGAGUGAAGAAUGUUCUGAUGUCACUUGUUUUCUCUGUGGAGCAGUGGCAAAUACACUCUACCUUUGACCACACCAUCAAAGAACAUUUCCAGGAAGGUUCUAGGCCAGUUUUAUCUCAUCUUCUAAAGAAAGCAGAGCUGUGGUUUGUCAGUUCUGACUUUGCCUUUGAAUUUGCUCGGCCUCUGUUUCCCAACACUGUGAAUGUUGGAGGCUUAAUGGUCAAACCUAUUAAACCAGUACCACAGGAACUUGAGAAUUUCAUUGCCAAAUUUGGAGACUCUGGUUUUGUCCUUGUGGCCUUGGGCUCCAUCGUGAGCAGAUAUCAAUCUCAGGAGAUUCUCAAGGAGAUGAAUGCUGCCUUUGCUCGUCUCCCUCAAGGGGUGAUUUGGAAAUGUAAGCCUUCUCAUUGGCCCAGAGAUGUCAAAUUGGCAGCAAAUGUAAAAAUCAUGGACUGGCUUCCUCAGAAUGACCUCUUGGCGCACCCUCGCAUCCGCCUUUUUGUCACUCAUGGUGGGAUGAACAGUAUCAUGGAGGCCAUCCAGCAUGGUGUGCCCAUGGUGGGGAUUCCUGUCUUUGAAGACCAGGAUGAAAACCUUCUCCGAGUAGAAACCAGAAAGUUCGGUGUCUCUAUCCAGUUAGAGCAGAUGAAGGCUGAGACAUUGGCUCUGAAGAUGAAGCAAGUCAUGGAAGACAAGAGGUACAAAUCUGCCACAGAGGCUGCCAGGAUCAUCAGACGCUCACAGCCUCUGACCCCUGCCCAGCGGCUGGUGGGCUGGAUCGACCACAUCCUCCAGACAGGGGGUGCAGCCCACCUCAAGCCCCAUGCCUUCCAGCAGCCGUGGUAUGAGCAGUACCUACUGGACGUCCUCUUGUUCCUGCUGGUGGUCACCCUGGGCACCGCAUGGCUCUGUGGGAAGCUUCUGGGCCUGGUAGCCAGGUGGCUGUGUGGGGCCAGGAAACUGAAGAAGGCCUGAGGCAAAGUAGAGCCUUGGAGAGGGUGUGCUGGGGAGCCACUGGUUCUUUGAAGUCUUCCCCCAGCACUGUACUUGCCUCCUCCCCUUCACUUUUACUUGAUGAUAGAACACGCAUUUCCCUUACUUUUUGUCUCUGUUUAGAAAUCUUUAUGAAGAACUCUUGGGGUGCUUUUUAAAGAUACUGUGGUAAAGAAUACAUCACAUGCAAUUUACCAUUUUAAUCAUUAAGUAAUAGUUCAGUGGCAUGAAGUACAUUCACUCAGCUGUGCAAACAUCAUUAUCCUCCAAUUCCAGAACUCUACUCAUCUUUCCAAACUAACAUUCCACACAGGUUAAAUGAUACCCCGCCCCCCAGCUUUCCUUAACCACCAUCAAGGUUCUAGCAGCCCAUGUCUACUUUUGUGUCUGAAUCUACACUUGAGCUUCUGGAUUGCCCUUGACCAAGGACGCCUCUCCUCAGCCCAGCCUGCUCCUUCCUCCCUUGUGAUCCCUGCACAUGGUGCUCUGAUCACUCAGCCUCCCUUGUCCAGGAGCCUUCUCAGGCUCUUUCCCCGUUUCUCUUUCACUUUUCAUAAAACUCACAUGACCUGUUUGGUCAGUUUUUCCUUGUGGGCCUUCCUCUUGCAUUUCCUUUUCAUCUCAUCUUACAGCUCAGGAAGCCUGGCCUCUGUCCUGCAGGUUAGCAGGGACACCCCUGUGAGGACUUGGUCCCCUCCUGUGCAGAGUACCUCCUUCACUCUCAGGCCUGGAGCCUGCCUUUGGUCCACAACUGAGGCCACCUGUUGCCCAUGUUUCAAUGUUCCGUCCUCAAGAUCCCCACUUGAAUAAUUAGGGUUACGAAAACCUAAGUGGAGAAAUGGAACCUCCAUGCAAGGCUUGGGGCCUUAGGUCCAGGAGCCAUGGCUGGCCCAAACCUUUUGAUACAGGAAACAUUCCAUCUGCCAUCCCACCUAGCAAAGAAUAUCCCUACAUGUGGUAAACCCUUAGGGAUGACAUUCAGUUCCUAGUAACAGAAGCUAGAAAAAGAGUGGCUUACACAGUGGAGUUUUAAAGUGUUUUUUUUAUUUCCUGGACACAGCCUGGAGACAUGUGGUGGAGAGCUGGGGUGAUGACUCAUCCUGCUGUCUGUAGCUUAAAAAAAAAUUUUUUUUUUGAACACCUGUCCUGUACUGUUCUUCUAAGUUGCCUCUCUGGUUUGUUGUUCUCAUGAAAUAUUUCACCUUCAGUGAUCCUGUCUUCCUGUUUGCUUUUGCAUUCUGAAAUGGAGUUAAAUUCCUCCUUAAAAAUUUCAUCAUGUGGUAUCCAGUGGAUUAAAACAUGAUGAAGAAAAUGUUAGAAACAAGAGAUGGCCCUGCAACUGCAAUUUUGGGUUGCUUAAUUCUGGGCUGUUAAUCACAUGUCAAAAUAGUUCAAAGGAAAACAUGAAGCAGUUACUACAAAUGCUCCCUGCAGAGAUAGGAUAAGACCCACACCUGCCAAUGUUGGCAUGGGGUCUGCCUGGUUGUAUGGAGAACUGGGCACCCGGUGUCUACCCAGUUCUCUGAGUUCUUAUGCUGCAAGGGAGUCCCACACAAUCAGGAGCAUGUCAGAUGCAGAAGUGAGUGUGUCUGUGUGUGUCAGAGAUAAGGUUUUAUUUCUCUAAUUCUUAAUGAAAUCUCAUAAACUGGCCUCUGACAUAAAUUCCUUGAGGGACAGACAUGCAGCCCUAUCUGGGUUGUCACUGGAAUGAAUGACCAGAGUUUUAUUCCCCUCAUAGGCAACACAGGGACCUAAGGAUGAGGCUCCCUGGCUGGUAACUCCCUCUUUCCUGCUCUCACCACAAAAUCCUCCCUGACGAUCAGGUAACUCAGUGAAGCCAACCCUUUCUGCUGCUUUCUAGGCUCUGUCCCAGUCCAGGAAAUCUGAUCAAUAGCAGUCUGUGAGCCAGAAUGAGGCCUCCAGCUUGUUCCCUUCAAGUGUCCUCUGCAGGACUGGCUGCCAGCAUGGCCUUGAUAGCAUGGAAAUCCGAUCUCAUCACUCUCUGAUCACAGUCCUUUGUUGGCUCCCAUUGCAGGGAAUACAAGGUCUCUGUUUCUUUCUGGCAACUGCAGCAGGCACAUCUUGAAAAUUCUGAAAUAGACCCACUGAAUAUGUUCUGUUGAUUUUUGACAAAAGUGCAAAGACAAUUCAAUGGAAAAAGAAAAAUCUUUUCAGCAAAUUGUACUGGAACAAUUGUAUAUCUGAAUGGGAUUUGGCCUUAAUUUAAUA
This is a messenger RNA of Bubalus bubalis (water buffalo), 3960 nucleotides long. Its product is annotated as UDP-glucuronosyltransferase 3A1-like. NCBI's taxonomy places the organism in Eukaryota, Metazoa, Chordata, Mammalia, Artiodactyla, Bovidae. Gene Ontology annotation, molecular function: UDP-glycosyltransferase activity. The record is from RefSeq and is a predicted model, not a curated record. The transcript is spliced from 7 exons. The coding region runs from base 142 to 1713 and encodes 523 amino acids.